AAGAUUUAAGCAUAAGAAAAAAGGUUCAUCAAAGAAAGAACAAGUGGAUGAAGAUGAAGAUGAAGAUGAAAGUGAUGUCGAUUUGGAUGAAUCGCAUUCUAAAAGUAAAAUAUUUGAUAUCAAGGUUAAUUCUUUACGUUUAGAUGCAGUCACCAAAGCUGGUGCUGGUAUGACACGCAAAAAAGUAGAAGACGCCUUUUUUGAAAGUAAAAUUUACAUUAAUGGGAAAAAAGCACUGAAAAUAUCUACAGAGGUUAAACUUGACGAUGAAAUUGAUAUUAUUGUUAAUCGACCUAUUGAUAAGUUGAAUCAAUUGAUAGUAUCUCGAAUUAAAAUUUUAUCUAUAAGUGCAAUAUCUGGUGCUAUUAAAAUAAAAAUAUGCAGAGAUAGAAAUUUAUUAAUUGACGAAUAUUCUGAUUCAUAG
Molecule: messenger RNA, 424 nt
Organism: Polistes dominula (European paper wasp)
Lineage: Eukaryota; Metazoa; Arthropoda; Insecta; Hymenoptera; Vespidae
Biological process (GO): regulation of mitochondrial transcription
Cellular component (GO): mitochondrion
Molecular function (GO): RNA binding
Source: RefSeq, a predicted model, not a curated record